GAGCUGGAGCUAAAUGUCACAUUAUCAGCUCCAAACUUGAAAUUGCCCCGAAGUACUACGUUAAUGUUUAAAAGGUGCCAUUUAAGAAUAUCUUGAUUUUCAUAUUUAAUUGUCUUAAUUUGACAUUAUCCUUAGGGUUGCAUGGUCUUUACUACCGGACUUGCCCCUUAGAGGAUGUAGAAUCUACCCUGCCUUUGUCUUUGAAAGCAUGAGCCGCACAGCCUACACUGUGGGAGCCCUGCUUCUCCUCUUGGGGACCCUGCUGCCAGCUGCCGAGGGAAAAAAGAAGGGGUCCCAAGGGGCUAUCCCCCCACCAGACAAGGCCCAGCACAAUGACUCGGAGCAGACUCAGUCUCCCCAGCAGCCUGGCUCCAGGAACCGGGGGCGGGGCCAGGGGCGGGGCACCGCCAUGCCCGGAGAGGAGGUGCUGGAGUCCAGCCAGGAGGCCCUGCAUGUGACCGAGCGCAAAUACCUGAAGCGAGACUGGUGCAAAACCCAGCCGCUGAAGCAGACGAUCCACGAGGAGGGCUGCAACAGCCGCACCAUCAUCAACCGCUUCUGCUAUGGCCAGUGCAACUCCUUCUACAUCCCCAGGCACAUCCGGAAGGAGGAGGGCUCCUUUCAGUCCUGCUCCUUUUGCAAGCCCAAGAAAUUCACCACCAUGAUGGUCACGCUCAACUGUCCCGAACUCCAGCCGCCCACCAAGAAGAAGAGGGUCACGCGUGUCAAGCAGUGUCGUUGCAUAUCCAUCGAUUUGGAUUAAAGCCAGGCACACCCAGACUGUCCUUGGGAUGCAGGCCUCAGGCGGGCCCAGAGACAGACCUCAAUCAACUUGAUUCUUACUUGGCUUAAACCUAGAGGCAAGAAGGACCACCAGCUGCCUCCUCCCAGGAGCCUGCUAGUGUGUAGUUUGUGUGCAUGAGUGUUCGUGGGUGCCUGUGGGUGUUUACAGACACCAGAGGAAACACAGUCUCUGCUAGAGGGCACUUCCUAGUAUGCAAAUGUAUCUGCUUCCUUGCGGGAUGACACAGAAAACCCAAGCUACUACCCCAGGCACUUUGGGGGGAGGGGGCGGUGGGCAGGCUGUAGUCUGGGUCUGCCUCGGUCUUCCAUGUGCCCUCCUGGGGACCAGAUCCUCCUUUCCAAAUGGAUAUUAAUGGAGAGGCUUCUCCGAGGGCACGAGACCUGUUUUGUGCUGCCUUGGCCUUGGAAAAGAUGUUUUACCCUGUGCUUCCUUCCUUCCUCUUCCCUCUCCCAGGCCAUCCCCUCUUAGGAUCUCAGUGACUACUUCCGUCCACCACCUUCCCUGUCAAGGAUUCUAAAGCAACUUGCUUGACCAUAGAUGCAAAUGUUUCCUAUUUGGGGAAGACCUUUGAGGCUCUAGGGGAAGUUGAUGGUGCAAGGGCAAGAAGGAUAGAGGGUUGAGAGAAGGGAGAGAUUGCAGGUGAGGACCAGUUGGUCCAGCAAAAUUCAAGCAGGAGAUGGGCAGGGUGUGGAAAGGCCAGCCUCCAAACACAGUGAGACUCUUGCUUUAGCAAAUUUCCCCCUGAUGUUUAAAGAAGAGAAAUAGAAUUGCCAAAAAAUCAUUAACUUUGGCAGUCACUGUGACCGUAGAAAUUAGCUGUAACUCAAUACCAAACUUAAAGCAUAAAUAUUGACCACUCCUAUUUUCAGAACCAAGUGAGUGAAACCAAAACAGCCCCUCCUGCUUUGCCCCUCAGAUGGACAAAAGAUGUAAUUCAGAAACUCCUACACAGGAAUAGGAAAAAGACAAAAACCUCAUAAGCAGAAGGUCUUAUUAUCUGUCCUUUUGGCUGGGUUAUCAUCACCCUUUCCUCAGUUCAUUGUUUCUGUGUGGUGCUUCUGAGAACCACAACCCUGUAGGAUAAAGAUGCUGUCUCUGCUGAGUGAGUGUAUGUGGCAGUGAAGGACCCGGCUGAGAUAAAAGAAUUUAGGGCCUGCUCCUUUCCACUCAUUUGGGGUCUGUUUUAGCCAUCGUUAGGAGAUUGAACUGGAGAGCAGAGCAGAGUAAGGCAAGGAAGGCAAUUGCUUCUGGCUAAGGAGUAGUUAAAAGGCAGGGAGGAGAUGUAAGGGUAUGACCUGUGUUUCUUCCUUCACCCUCUGAGGGUCUAAGGGAAACCCCAGUUAAGAAAUCAGAGCAUUUGUGUGCAUUCGCUGUCCUACUGCUGGUAGGAUUUAUAUAACAUUAUAGCCACUUGGAACCUACCGGUAGUUGCUGUUCUCUGAUUAAACUUGGGUUAUUUGCAAUGCCUAUUUAGGAUUUAUCUAAUGGCCAAAGUGCAGGGUGGGGAAACCUUCCUGCAUUUUGGAUUUGGCCAACCUGCUUUCUUCAAGCCUGAGGUUUUAUAUGUAAACCACCCCACCCCCAUACUCUUUUUGCCUUGCAUCUUCUCAGUCUCACCAGCCAAGUCAUGUGUAACAUGGGAAACAAACACCAUGGACUUGCAUUUAGGUUGCCCAUGAAGGCUCUAGCGUUCAAAGAAUCAUUGCAACUAAAGAGGCCGCUUUUAUUUUAUUUUUGUUUUGGUCCAGUGCUCUCCCCACUAACAACUAAAUAGGAACCAUACUUUGAAGCAGAAAGUCAUCUUGUACACCCAAAAUAUUGAGUCUAAUUUUAAAACGUUGAAACUCACUACUGAUGAUUCUACACUAGGAGAAUUUGUGCUAACACAUAGUCUGUGCAUUUCACAUACACUGUAGUCCCUGCCCUAAAUCCUUCUAUCGUCCACAUCCUCCAACAAUAAAGCACAGAAUGGAUUUAAUUAAGCAUGCAAAUACUAAGCUAGCAUUUUGAGGGUGGGAGAGAAGAAAAGAAAGGAGAAGGAGCUGAAAAUAUACAACCACACUAGAGAGGAAAAUGACAUUCAGAACCAGCAGACACCAAAUCUCUUUUGCUGUUUUAACUGCCACAAGCUUGCAAUUUUGUUAAAAAGAGAUGACUUAAGUUGGCAGCAGGAAUCUUCUUUUAGUAGCUUGUACCACAGUUUUGCAUGUAAGUUGGAUUUGGCUUAAGUGAAGAGAAUUUGCUCAAAAUGAACUUCACUGGGAUAAUAAGCAACAUAACUGCCCUAGAAGCACAGCACUACCCAAAGAAGGAGAUGUCUGCUUUUCUUUUUGUGCCUAUAUUAAAACUAGCCCAAGUCCCACGCAUCUUCCAACAUUUAUUGAAAGUGCCAUAUCUGUUAAUAUUGUAUUGGAGUCACUGAUGAUGUAAUGAUAUGUUUUUUUCAUUACUAUAGUAGAAUUUUUAUGGCAAGAUAUUUGUGAUCUAGAUCUUUCCUAUUAAAAUAAUGCCAAACACCAAAUAUGAAUUUUAUGAUGUACACUUUGUGCUUGGCAUUAAAAGAGAAAAAACACACAUCCUGCGUCUGUAAGUUGUUUUUUGUUAUUGUAGUUCUGCAAAGUUAAAAAUGUAAGCGAAUAAUCUGGAGGAAAGGAUAAUUUCCACUGUGUGGAAUGUGAAUAGUUAAACAAAAAGUUAUGGUUAUUUAAUGUAAUUAUUAACUCAAAUCCUUUGGUCACUGUGAUUUCAAGCAUUUUUUUUUUUUUUCUCCUUUAUAUAACUUCCUCUGAGUUGAGCAAAGAAGAAGCUGGCACAUUGUAUGUUGUUGGAGGUUUUUAUCAGGUCAGAGGGAAACAAUAAAAUCUUGACACAUCUGAACGUGCUUAUAGAGUCAAGACCUGAGCUUUUAUUUUUAUAAUUGAAUGUUCCUUAAAGGUUAACAUUUCUGAGGCAUCCUAAGAGAGAUCUUAAAUGUUAUUUUGGAAGAAUUAAAUGUGCAUAUACUAAUAGCAAAUAAUAAUGAAUUGUCCACAAGUCCUUUUAUGGAGAAAAUCUAAAAUAAAAAAAUGUAUGUACAGAACAUUUAUAAAUGACAAGUUAAUGCUAAAGAGUGAAAGUAGUUCUACUGAUUUGUCAUUCUCAAUAUAUUUAAUAUCAACUGCAUUAUGUAUUAUGUCUGCUUUAAUCAUUUGAAAAACAGAAUUAUGAAGACUAUGAUCAAGGUCCUUUGCUCUCUAUGAGGAUAAGGGGGGAUUUGGUAGUCUCAUAAAAGCUAAUUUGGUUGAAAGCAAAGUUUUAUGAAUCUAUAACUAGAAUUUAACUUCACCCCAAUAAUGUUCUAUAUAACCUUUCCCAAAGAACAACCAAUAAAUUGAACUUCUUCUCUGUU
Odocoileus virginianus texanus is the source of this 4193-nucleotide messenger RNA. RefSeq names its product gremlin 1, DAN family BMP antagonist (gene GREM1). Gene Ontology annotation, molecular function: receptor ligand activity; BMP binding. The record is from RefSeq and is a predicted model, not a curated record. Gene Ontology annotation, biological process: animal organ morphogenesis. NCBI's taxonomy places the organism in Eukaryota, Metazoa, Chordata, Mammalia, Artiodactyla, Cervidae.